UCCAGCAGAAAUGGCCGUCAUCAAGAUUUUCCUGGUUGCUGUCAUCGUGAAAGUUGUUCUAGCAGCACCGCAGUUUAAUCCAAGGGAUGCUCCUAUUGUCGUGUUGGAGAAUGACUUCAAUGGAGUUGAACCGUGGCACUGGAGGUUCGAGACGGGCAACGGCAUCCGGCAGGAGCAGUUCGGCACCGAGGGCGACGGCGUGCGCCUGCGGGGCAGCUUCUCGUGGCAGCCGCCAGACGCGGGCGGCGCCACCUACAGCGUCACCUACGAAGCCGACGAGAACGGCUACCGGCCCAAAGUCUCUUUCGGCACAGGACCCGUCGCGGUGCGCCCCCCACCGCUGCCACGUCCGACGAAACCGACACUCCAGCAAGCUGUGGCGAUCAUUGGAAGUAAUGCGGCACUUACACUGGUCGGCUGAGCGGCCAGUCACUUCAUGUCACCGAAUUAUUCACGUGCCUGAAUAUCAAAACCAAUUUUUGAACCGACCCUUCAAAUCAGUCGAGAAAGUGUGCAACGCCUACCCCUGUCACCUGGUACAUUGCUGUUAACGUUUGGCAGCUAACAGCUCUAGUUUUCAGGAGAUGUCACGGUCAGAUUUAUUUGUAAUUUGUACAAAUGCUUUAACCAACAACAAGAUAGUUUCUUAAAUUUAUAACAGAG
Schistocerca serialis cubense is the source of this 663-nucleotide messenger RNA. RefSeq names its product flexible cuticle protein 12-like. Lineage: Eukaryota; Metazoa; Arthropoda; Insecta; Orthoptera; Acrididae. Gene Ontology annotation, cellular component: chitin-based extracellular matrix. The record is from RefSeq and is a predicted model, not a curated record. The coding region runs from base 11 to 421 and encodes 136 amino acids. The transcript has 3 exons. Gene Ontology annotation, molecular function: structural constituent of chitin-based larval cuticle.